AUGUCAUUGCUGCCUCUUUGGGCCAUCGACUUGAAUGUGGAUGAGAAUGUGGAUGUGGAUGUGGAUGUGGAUGUGGAUAUGGAUGUGAAUAUGAAGGGGGCAGCGACGACCACGCUUAAUGGCAAUGUACGUUCAAAAUGGCAAACUUUGAACACGACCGAAAUCCCACUAAGUAAGUGUACGCCCAGUUCGGGUUCCGGGUUCCGGGAAUAUAUCCUCCGGGUUAGCCGGUGCUCUCCAUGUUCUUCUCCGUUUUCUCUGGCCGGGUUCAGCUGCACCAGGUGUGCCCGUGCUCGGGUGGCUUCCAUCUUUCGUCUUCCAGCCCCGAAACCGGAAUCUACGAUUGAAUUUCAGACAGUAUAUACGGUAUCCCAGCAUCCAAGCAUCCAACCACCCAAAACCACCAUCCGGCGGCCAAGGAAAACGCAAAGGCCUUUGCAAUUUUUAUGUGCAAUUUUUUACAUGAGAACCAAAGGCGGUAUGAGAUGUCGCUUGUGGCUCGUUAAGGUUAAGGGGUGGUGGAUGGUGUUAUUUUCUCCUUCUUUUUUGGUGGGUGCGGGAUAG
Drosophila eugracilis is the source of this 564-nucleotide messenger RNA. RefSeq lists its product as uncharacterized. The record is from RefSeq and is a predicted model, not a curated record. Lineage: Eukaryota; Metazoa; Arthropoda; Insecta; Diptera; Drosophilidae.